AUAUGUAUAUUUCAGAUUUUAAAACAUGGUGAUCGGGAAAAAUGAAAACGCAGUUUUAACACUAUUUAUCUUAGUUGUCAUUUCGAAAUUGACACCAAUCAUUGGGGAAACUCGGAGUAAUUGCAGCGAAGGCGACAUUUGGCCCAGCGACGACAAUUGCUAUGUUUAUGAAUGCGGAAACAAUUCACAACCAAUUAGGUACAGCAAAGUAUGUCCACCAGUGCCGACAUGUCUUGCCUUCGGUCUGUACUAUGAAAACUGUUGUCAAUAUUGCAACGAGAAAGCAUUACAGAAUAUAAAUGGCGACAUAACUUGGAACGACUUCGAAACACACCCUUGCAAAAGAAACUGCGUCAGUGGUAAUACGAUGACCUGCAUUUAUUCCUUCGAUAUUUCAGCAUUUCUGGCAUUUAACGCCGCUUGCAAUGACUGUCCAGUGGUUAAGUCAGACUGUGAUAUAACAAACUGCGUUCCCACUGAUGGUAUCACCAAAUUGAUAUUAGUUGCAAACAGAACUAUCCCUGGACCAUCAAUUGAAGUAUGUGCGGGUGAUACUGUUGCUGUCGAAGCUCGAAAUGGCCUCAUAUCUCAAGCCAUUGUCUUACAUUGGCAUGGCAUUCCCCAACUGGGAACUCCCUAUGCUGACGGGGUUCCGUAUAUAACACAGUGCCCAACAAUCGAGGAGGAUAGCUACCUAUAUAUUUUCCACGCUAUUAAUCCAGGGAGCUAUUUUUGGAAUUCCGAUGAGGGCCUAGAGAAGGUAGAUGGCCUCCUAGGUUCACUGAUAAUUCGUCAACCAAUGGAUAAGGACCCUCACGCUGCUCUAUACGAUACUGAUGACAAUGUCAUCUUCAUUCAAAACUGGUACCACACUUUCUCGGAGAGUAAGCUAUAUGGCUGGGCCAUGUCGUCACUUUCAAGCCUUUCGGAUAAUUUUCUUAUCAAUGGCAGGGGACGAAUAUUGAAACGAUUAAAUAGCACUUAUGAGGAAACUAGUACUGAUUCGGCAGUUACUGAUGCGAUGCCCUUUGCUGAAUUCAGGAUAGCAUCUGGCAGUCGAAACCGAUUUCGCAUCAUCAACGCCGGCAGCGCAAUUUGUCCGGUAGCAGUUUCCGUGGAUAAUCAUACGUUGACUGUUAUUAGUGCCGAUGGCUUUGAUAUUGCCCCUAUUGAGGUACAAAGAAUUGUAAUGAACAAUGGUGAACGGUUUGAUGUAAUAAUUCAGGCGAAUCAACCUGUCGGCAACUACUGGAUCCGCGUCAAAGGAGUGCAAGCCUGCACGAGCAUCGAACGCCAGCAACUAGCCAUCUUACGUUAUGGAGGGUCAUCAAGCGACGACCCGACCCAACCUACAGAUUAUUAUUUCCCUUCAGAUGAUGAGGUUACGCUGGACUCAACAUACAAUGAUGACAGUUCUAGCUUAGAGCUUCAUUUAACUGACCUGCAGUCAGUAAAGCCCCUGGAACCAGAAUUGAGUUCUGACCAAGUGAACAAUAAAUUCUACAUUCGACUAGGGUAUUCCAGUCUUUUUAAUCCUGCGUUCAUGGCCUCACCAAAUUCGCUUCCCAAACCAAGACAGCAAUUCAAUAACAUCACCUUUGAGUUUCCUCCUACAUGUCUAUUAACGCAACCGGAUGAAGACCACUAUUUUUACUGCAACGAAGACUCGUUGCGUGACCAAGGAAAGAACUGUGUGCAAGAGCUUUGCACCUGCAUACACGUCCUUCGCGUUGCCUUGAACUCAACUGUGGAAGUGAUCCUGUUUAACGGCGAUGCGAUUCCUGCUGAUAAUGAUAAGACUAAAAGCGCCCAAUCUGCAGUUCACCUGCAUGGUUAUAACUUCCGGGUCUUAGGCAUGGAAAAGGUGCCUGGAAUCAACGAGGAAAAGAUAAGGCAAAUGGACAAGAAUGGGGAAAUCAAAAGAAAUUUCAUAAACCCCAUCAUAAAGGACACAGUAAAUAUCGUGCAGCCGGGCUACACGGUCAUUAGGUUUAACGCCACUAAUGCAGGGGCCUGGGCAUUACAUGGCACCGUCCAAUUUAAGUAUAUGACUGGAACAGCAUUGCUUUUUAUGGUUGGUGAACGGUCGGAUUUACCUCCAAUUCCAACAGGAUUACCAAUGUGUCGGAACUUUAUUGCGUGA
Molecule: messenger RNA, 2143 nt
Organism: Hermetia illucens (black soldier fly)
Lineage: Eukaryota; Metazoa; Arthropoda; Insecta; Diptera; Stratiomyidae
Product: laccase-4-like
Exons: 4
Coding region: 26-2143 (705 amino acids)
Biological process (GO): iron ion transport
Cellular component (GO): plasma membrane
Molecular function (GO): copper ion binding; oxidoreductase activity
Source: RefSeq, a predicted model, not a curated record